Molecule: messenger RNA, 1605 nt
Organism: Fusarium verticillioides 7600
Lineage: Eukaryota; Fungi; Ascomycota; Sordariomycetes; Hypocreales; Nectriaceae
Exons: 3
Coding region: 1-1605 (534 amino acids)
Biological process (GO): transmembrane transport; carbohydrate transport
Cellular component (GO): membrane
Molecular function (GO): carbohydrate:proton symporter activity
Source: RefSeq, a predicted model, not a curated record
AUGCCUACUGAGAGCCCUUCUCAUAGUGGAUAUCCUCCCAAGGAUCAUCCACAGGUCGAGAACAUUGAAGAUCCCGCUGCUUCGUCAAAUGAUGCUCCUAUCGUCUUUCUAGAUGAGGAGAUCUCAUACGGAAAAGGCGGCAUUCGCGGCGUCGUCCAAUCGCCCUACAUCUUCGGCGCUGCAUUCUUAGCAUCCAUGGGAGGCUUUUCCUUUGGAUAUGACCAAGGAGUCAUCUCACUAGUCAACGUGAUGAGUCAGUUUCAUGAGGCCUUCCCUCGCUCUGAGACUGCAUUUGGCAAAGGCCUCAUGACAGGCAUGCUAGAGCUUGGGGCUUUCAUUGGAUGCCUCUUCAUGCCCACCCUCGCCGAUAAAAUCUCGCGCAAAAAGGCUCUUUCGAUCGUUGUAGUCAUCUUCAACAUUGGCGCUAUCAUGCAAACUGCGGCCAACUCCUACGGCCUUCUGGUUGCUGGAAGAACCAUAGGUGGUAUUGGUGUCGGGACACUUGCAAUGGGUGCCCCAAUCUAUAUCUCCGAAGUCGCGCCUCCCAACCUGAGAGGAACCCUACUUGUCCUUGAGUCGGUCUCAUGUAUCCUGGGCGUGGUAGUAUCCUUUUGGAUCACAUAUGGUACCCGCAAUCUCCCCGGCGAGCUCUCUUUCCGACUACCAUUUAGCCUUCAGAUGGUAUGCAGCACUAUUUUCGGUAUCGGAAUCCAUUUCUUUCCCUAUUCGCCACGAUGGCUCGCUCUUGUCGAUCGAUCGGACGAUGCACUGCUAAGCUUAGAAAGGCUCCGCCGACUCCCCAGAACCGAUCCUCGUGUCGAGAAAGAACACAUUGGUGUAAUGAAUGAAGUGGCCCUGCAGAAGAUCAUGCAAGAGAAGCGACACCCAGGCGUGAGUGGCCUCAAGCUUGAGAUUCUCGGCUGGAAGGAUCUUUUCCAGAAGAAGUCAUGGCAUCGAACUUCCAUCGCCGUUGGUGUGGCCUUCUUCCAGCAGCUUUCGGGCAUCAACGCAUUCAUCUACUAUGCUCCUACACUGUUUCAGUCGUUGGGCCAAUCAUCUGAGAUGUCAGUGAUCAUGUCUGGUGUCUUCAAUAUGUUGCAGCUUGUUGCAGUGACGGUUUGUUUUUUUAUCAUCGACAAGGUUGGACGACGACCACUUGCAAUUUGGGGCGGCAUUGGAGGAGGCACAGCAUGGGGCAUCAUGGCAGUUCUGGUUGGUGUGUAUAACGACAAGUGGAGUUCCAACUCAUCCGCAGGCUGGGCUGCUGUGGCAAUGGCCUUUUGCUUCAUCCUCAUCUACGGAGUCUCCUACGCUCCAUUGGGCUGGGCUCUUCCUGCUGAGGUCUUCCCCAAUGCCUCCAGGUCUAAAGGAGUAGCUCUUGCUACAGCCACGAGCAUCGGGUUCGGUGUCUAUAUCUUCUUCGGGUCUUGGUGUUUCAUCGCGGCUGUUUGGGCGUUCUUCCUGGUCCCAGAGACCAAGGGGAAGACGUUGGAGCAGAUGGACGAGAUCUUCGGUGACCAUGCAGGUCAGGAGGAGUUGGAAAUCAUGCAGUCCAGAAUGGGUAUUGCUGAGUAUGGGCUGAAGAAGGAUGUGUUGCAGGUCUGA